CCCGAGGCCGCCGCCGUCCUCCCCACACUUCAUAUUCCCCUCACCUCACCUCGUCAAUUCCACGCGAACGCGAGCGAGCGAGCGAGGAGACCACCAGCGCAGAGCCAGUGAGGGAGACGAAUCCACCCCCCCUCCCCACCCGGAUCUCUCUCCUCGCCGGCGGCGAUGGCGCUCUCCGACCGCUCCCGCGAGUCGCUCCUCCCGAGCUUCCUCUACACCUCCGCCGCGAGGUCCUUCGCCACGGGCGCCACCCGCUUCCCGUCCCUCGCCCCGGCCCCGGCUCCGGGUGCCGUCGGCGGCGGCGCGCCCGUCUCGAUCCAGGCCCCCAGCGAGAAGAUCGAGAUGUACUCGCCGGCGUUCUACGCCGCCUGCACUGCCGGUGGGAUCGCCAGCUGCGGGCUCACCCAUAUGGCCGUCACGCCGCUCGAUCUCGUCAAGUGCAACAUGCAGAUUGACCCAGCAAAAUACAAGAGCAUAACAUCUGGAUUUGGCAUUCUCCUAAAGGAGCAAGGACCUAGGGGCUUCUUCAGGGGAUGGGUGCCUACCUUACUUGGUUAUAGCGCUCAAGGCGCUUGCAAGUUUGGUUUCUAUGAGUUCUUCAAGAAAUACUACUCAGAUAUUGCAGGGCCUGAGUAUGCUCAGAAGUACAAGACCCUAAUUUACCUCGCUGGAUCAGCUUCUGCUGAGAUUAUUGCAGAUGUGGCUCUCUGUCCAUUUGAAGCUGUGAAGGUCCGUGUGCAAACCCAACCUGGAUUUGCUCGUGGACUGAGUGAUGGGCUCCCCAAGUUCGUCAGAUCUGAAGGUGCUCUCGGGCUUUACAAGGGAAUUGUUCCUCUAUGGGGUCGCCAAAUCCCUUAUACUAUGAUGAAGUUUGCUUCCUUUGAGACCAUUGUUGAACUUAUUUACAAGCACGCUGUUCCUGUUCCGAAGUCUGAGUGCAGCAAGUCGUUCCAAUUGGGUAUCAGUUUUGCUGGUGGUUACAUUGCUGGAGUCUUCUGUGCUGUGGUCUCUCAUCCAGCUGACAACUUGGUCUCUUUCUUGAACAAUGCCAAGGGAGCUACAGUUGGUGAUGCUGUUAAGAAGCUUGGUCUUUGGGGUCUUUUCACUAGGGGACUCCCCCUUCGUAUUGUGAUGAUUGGAACUCUUACGGGUGCUCAAUGGGGUAUUUAUGAUGCUUUUAAAGUCAUGGUUGGACUUCCAACGACUGGCGGUGUUACACCUGCACCUGGCGCAGCAGAGAAAGCGUUGCAAGCCAGUGCCUGAUUCAUAUGCAGAGAUAAUGGCAAUGUAUUCCUGAAGAUCAUCUUUGGUGGUUGGAAUUGUAUCAAUUACUUGAGUUUUGCACCUAAAUCUUAAUUUUAGUGGAUGAUUCUUGUGUCAUCCUUUUGAUGAGAGGAACUCAUUAAUCAGGUGAAUUAGGUCUUUUUGCCCCCGGGAAAGUUUGAUGCUUUGAUACAUAAUAAAUUUUUGGACAGCAAGGUUGGUAGAGCUCAGGUUUUGGCAUCACCUGUACUGAGGAAUACUCACAUCUUUAUGGUUCCUGAAAGCAUACAUACCUCGAAUUAGUGAUGUUAUUUUGUUGCAAGUCAGAUAUCUGUGUGUGAA
This is a messenger RNA of Oryza brachyantha (malo sina), 1605 nucleotides long. Its product is annotated as mitochondrial phosphate carrier protein 3, mitochondrial-like. Gene Ontology annotation, molecular function: phosphate transmembrane transporter activity. The transcript is spliced from 6 exons. The record is from RefSeq and is a predicted model, not a curated record. Lineage: Eukaryota; Viridiplantae; Streptophyta; Magnoliopsida; Poales; Poaceae. Gene Ontology annotation, biological process: mitochondrial phosphate ion transmembrane transport. Gene Ontology annotation, cellular component: mitochondrial inner membrane. Bases 166 to 1263 code for a protein of 365 amino acids.